This is a messenger RNA of Trichechus manatus latirostris (Florida manatee), 935 nucleotides long. It is a transcript of the gene MARCHF2, whose product is annotated as membrane associated ring-CH-type finger 2. NCBI's taxonomy places the organism in Eukaryota, Metazoa, Chordata, Mammalia, Sirenia, Trichechidae. Bases 71 to 811 code for a protein of 246 amino acids. The transcript has 5 exons. Gene Ontology annotation, molecular function: zinc ion binding; ubiquitin-protein transferase activity. The record is from RefSeq and is a predicted model, not a curated record. Gene Ontology annotation, biological process: protein ubiquitination.
GGAUCAGCCUCUCCCCAGGCUCCUGGGACCAUGGGCCUCACGCCCUGAGGACGUGGGCCUCCCUGUGGCAAUGACGACGGGCGACUGCUGCCACCUUCCUGGCUCCCUGUGUGACUGCUCCAGCAGCCCCGCCUUCUCCAAGGUCCUGGAGGCCACGGGCCUGGGACCACCCCAGUACGUGGCGCAGGUGACUUCAAGGGAUGGCCGGCUCCUCUCGACUGUCAUCCGGGCCUUGGACACAACAAGUGAUGGUCCCUUCUGCCGGAUCUGCCAUGAGGGAGCCAAUGGGGAGAGCUUGUUGUCUCCGUGUGGCUGCGCUGGCACGCUGGGCGCCGUGCACAAGAGCUGUCUGGAGAGGUGGCUCUCCUCAUCCAACACUAGCUACUGUGAGCUGUGCCACACGGAGUUUGCGGUGGAGAAGCGGCCCCGGCCCCUCACAGAGUGGCUGAAGGACCCGGGGCCGAGGACGGAGAAGCGGACACUGUGCUGUGACAUGGUAUGCUUCCUGUUCAUCACGCCGCUGGCCGCCAUCUCGGGCUGGCUGUGCCUGCGGGGAGCCCAGGACCACCUCCGGCUUCACAGCCGGCUGGAAGCUGUGGGGCUCAUUGCCCUCACCAUCGCCCUUUUCACCAUCUAUGUCCUCUGGACACUGGUCUCCUUCCGCUACCAUUGCCAGCUGUACUCCGAAUGGAGAAGGACCAACCAGAAAGUCUGCCUGAAGCUCCGGGAUGCAGAGGGCUUCGAGGGUGCCCAGCACUCCCCCCUUGCAGCUGGACUCCUGAAGAAGGUGGCCGAGGAGACGCCCGUGUGACGGCCCAGCUGGUGGAGUCCUGCAGCGGGGAGGGCAGAGGCAGCUGGGGAUGCCUUGGCGUCCAGAAGGACGGAAAUGCCCGUCCAAUCCCACACAGCCAGAACGCUUCUUAGGCCACAAGACG